AUGACCAGGACGAUGGGACGAUGGGACGAAGGAGUCCAGAAGGGGGAGGUUGAGGAUCGCUGGGAAAACCCCGCCAUUGCAACGGUGACUUUUGAAGUGGAAGAUCCGGUAGACGCCAUCCCGGAGAAAAGCCGUCCGACGAUCUGGAGAUCCGGACGCAAGCAGGAGGAGCCUGCGUUGAUUUGUGGACAUCCAGAACCCCUCGGUGUUCGUACGCUUCGCGUACAGGCCGGCACAGACGCAUUCGUCCGCCGUAAGCCACCCGACACCCGCGGUAUUCCCCGCGCGGUACAUCAUACCGCCGAGCACGAUCGCUCACGCACGAGGAUCGCCCGCGACACCGUUCCGGUGUGGGAACCGCCCUCGCGACGCCGCCAUUUUGGUCUGUGGACCAACCGUCGCGAGAUAAGACGCCAGCCUCGCCAGCCGUUAUACCAACCGACGCCGGAAACCAGGCAGACCGGUGGAUUCGACCGCCCGAGUUUGGGGCAAGGCAAGCAAGCAACGGUUCAACGGUUCAUGCCAUCUCACGGUAGUGGCUCGACCUGUGAGAUGCUGUGA
Messenger RNA from Culex quinquefasciatus (southern house mosquito), 561 nucleotides. RefSeq lists its product as uncharacterized. The transcript is spliced from 4 exons. The coding region runs from base 1 to 561 and encodes 186 amino acids. Lineage: Eukaryota; Metazoa; Arthropoda; Insecta; Diptera; Culicidae. The record is from RefSeq and is a predicted model, not a curated record.